Scedosporium apiospermum is the source of this 465-nucleotide messenger RNA. RefSeq lists its product as uncharacterized. The coding region runs from base 1 to 465 and encodes 154 amino acids. NCBI's taxonomy places the organism in Eukaryota, Fungi, Ascomycota, Sordariomycetes, Microascales, Microascaceae. The record is from RefSeq and is a predicted model, not a curated record. The transcript has 3 exons.
AUGGCCAACUUUGCGUCCAAGAGACUAGCAAAGGAGCUCAGCAAGAUCAAUAACAGUCUUCCUCCUGGCAUCGAGCUAGUUUCAGCGGACAACUUUGAAGAAUGGCUCCUCGAUAUUAAAGUCCUCGACGAAAACCCACUGUACAAGAACGAGACGUACCGUCUCAAGUUCAAAUUUUCCAGCUCCUAUCCCAUCGAACCUCCCGAGGUCACUUUCGUGAAAACGACCGACCGGCCGAUCCCGAUCCAUCCGCACAUUUACUCGAACGGGAUAAUCUGUCUUGACUUGCUGGGUCAGCAAGGAUGGAGCCCAGUCCAAAACGUCGAGAGCGUGUGUAUGAGCCUACAAAGCAUGUUGACGGGUAACACUAAGAACGAGCGACCCCCCGGCGACGAAGAGUUUGUACGAGGAAACCGCCUGCGCCCUCGAGACAUCGAUUUUUACUAUCACGAUAACACCGUGUAG